This is a messenger RNA of Pungitius pungitius (ninespine stickleback), 1095 nucleotides long. It is a transcript of the gene il12b2, whose product is annotated as interleukin 12B 2. Gene Ontology annotation, molecular function: protein binding. The coding region runs from base 1 to 1053 and encodes 350 amino acids. The transcript is spliced from 8 exons. The record is from RefSeq and is a predicted model, not a curated record. Lineage: Eukaryota; Metazoa; Chordata; Actinopteri; Perciformes; Gasterosteidae.
AUGACUAAGAGCGCACGGACGCUCAGGAAUACUCUGUGGUUAUGUGGGCUUCUCUUCGUCAGCCUCACUGGAGCAGAGGGACUGAGCCACUUCCCAGAACACUUCGUGGUGGCAAAGAGGAACAACGCAAACCCCGUCACGCUGACCUGCCGCACGGAGGACCCCGGAGCCGUCAGGUGGAAGUUCCACGGCGAGGCCCUGGAAGACGUUCACCUCGAGGACAAUGCCCAGCAGCACGGACACCACCUGGCCCUCUCCGAGGUGGACACACCCAUGUUGGGAGAAUACAGCUGCUGGAGGGGAACAGAGAUGUUAUCAUCCACCUUUCUGCUGCUCAGGGCCGACGGGGAAGAAGAGUCAGAUUCUCCCUCCUUCAGCUGUUGGGCAAAGUCUUACGACUGCACCUUCAGCUGUGAGUGGACCAGCAGUGAACAUAGCGCAGUGCGUCUCGGACUGGGCCGUGACUGCACCGAGGCCAGGAAGUCGUGUCGCUGGAUCAGCGGCCAUCGGCUGGAGGACGGGACGUUCCAUUUGGAGUUGUCCCACCCUGUGUCGCGCUACGCCGAGGAAAGCACUAUGCUGGAACUCACUGCUGAGGCCAUCGUGCACCUCUCCGUCGUCAGGACGACCCAGAGGUUUUACCUGAGGGACAUCGUCAAACCCGAUAGUCCCCAGAUUGUGACGUGUCAGGAGGGGGAGGACAACCUGAACGUGACUGUUGUCCCCCCGCCCAGCUGGUCGACCCCUCACAGCUUCUUCAGCCUGGAACACCAAAUCGAGUACAUUUUGAAAGAUGACGGCAGGAAAGAAUACUCCUCCUUUGUCCUCCUGCCGAAGGGCGUCAGCCAGCUGAGGGUUCGUUCCAGAGACUCUCUGGUCCUCUCAGCCUGGAGCGAGUGGACCGAUUGGAAAAACGUCAUAACGGGGAAAAAGAGCCGAUGCAAAUGCAAAAACGCAGCAAUAUCUUGCUGCCCAGAGUUACCAUCUGGAUUCUUGGACAGCUGCAAGAAGAGACGCAAAAAUAAAAGGAAGAAACACAAAGAAUCUCAAUAAGAAUAUGCAUUGCAACAAGGAUCUUGUCAUAUUGGAAAUAAA